CUUUAUUCGUAAAAUUUAUUCGAUUCUCUCAAUUCAAUUACUUCUUACAUGCUUUACUGGAGCCGAGACCAUAUCGCCUUUCUUAUCUGACAGGUUUUAUUUGAUUUAUCUACUUGGGUCUUGCCGGUAUGAGUUCUAUGUGCUUAUUACUCUCUCCCUAGUUGUUUAUUACGAUGUUAACACGGUCCUGCAGGCCCUCUUUAUUACAAUGGCGGUUACAAUUGGUUUGACAGUGUAUGCUAUGCAGACCAAACGCGACUUUUCUCCUUGGGCUUCAUGUCUAGGUUGUUGCCUAAUGGCCCUUCUUGUUGGAGGCAUUUCUAAUGUCUUUUUUGGAUCGCCAACAAUCCACUUGGCAAUCUCUAUUUUUGGAUCAAUUCUAUUUUCUUUCUUUCUGAUCUAUGAUACUCAAAUAAUAAUGCAACAUUAUUCCCCAGAGGAAUAUAUUGUUGCUGCAAUUACUUUGUAUCUGGAUAUCCUCAAUCUCUUUCUCUAUAUUUUGCGUAUUCUUCAGUCAACUGCUAGUGAAUAG
Molecule: messenger RNA, 532 nt
Organism: Rodentolepis nana
Lineage: Eukaryota; Metazoa; Platyhelminthes; Cestoda; Cyclophyllidea; Hymenolepididae
Source: the annotation of a GenBank genome assembly